AUGAUUGUACAUUUAAAGAAUUCAUUUUAUUGUAAAGCAAUAAAUAAUCAAAGAAAUAAUUAUUUUUUUAAAAUUAUGAGAUUUAAUUUUUGUCUUAAAAAAAGUAUUAAUUAUAAAAAUAAUGUAAUAAAUGAAAUAUGGAAAAAAAAUAUUUCAUUUGAAAAAAUUAGAAAAAGAGCACUAAAUAAUUAUAAUUCUUUUCAUUAUCAUACAUCUGCGAGUAAAAAAAAAAAUGGUUCAUUGUUUGAUAUUAAUAUAAGAAAGUUUUCUACAUCUGGUUUUUCGGAAAAAAAUUAUGAAGAAAAAAAAUUUGAUGAAAAAUAUGUAAAUGAGGAAAUGAAAAUAUUAAAAGAAAAAAUGAAAAAAGAAAGAUUAAAAUAUAAGAAAGUUAUAUUUUUUAUUUUUACUAGUAUAUUGGGUGUAUAUGCAUAUUUUGAAUCUUAUAAUCCGGAAUUUUUUUUAUAUGAUUUAUUUUUAAAAUUUUGUUUAAAAUAUGUAGAUAGUGAAUUAUGCCAUGAUAUAUUUUUAUUAUUAGGAAAAUAUAAUUUAUUACCGUAUGAUACAACUAAUGAUAGUGUAUAUGCUUGUUCAGAAAUAAAAAAUCUAAAAUUUAUUAAUCCAUUUGGUGUUGCAGCAGGAUUUGAUAAAAACGGUGUUUGUAUUGAUUCCAUUUUGAAAUUAGGUUUUUCAUUUAUAGAAAUAGGAACAAUAACUCCAAGAGAACAAAAGGGUAAUGAGAAACCUAGAAUUUUUAGAGAUAACGAAUCAAAAAGUGUUAUAAAUUCAUGUGGUUUUAAUAAUAUAGGAUGUGAUAAAGUCACAGAAAAUUUAAUAAAAUUUCGUAAAAAACAAGAAAAUGAUAAAUUAUUAAGUAAACAUAUUGUUGGUGUAAGUAUAGGAAAAAAUAAAGAUACUAUUAAUAUUAUUGAUGAUUUAAAUUAUUGCAUAAAAAAAAUUGCUAGAUAUUCUGAUUACAUUGCUAUAAAUGUUAGUUCUCCCAAUACUCCAGGAUUAAGAGAUAAUCAAGAAUCAGAGAAAUUAAAAAAUAUAAUAUUAAACGUAAAAAAAGAAAUAAAUAAAUUAGAAGAAAAAAGUAACAAUAAUAAUAAUAUGAAUAAUUACUGGAUAAAUACCACAAAAGAAAAGCCACUAGUUUUUGUUAAAUUAGCACCAGAUUUAGAACAAAAUGAAAAAAAAAAAAUAGCUCAAGUAUUGUUAGAAACCGAAAUAGAUGGAAUGAUUAUUUCUAACACUACAACGAAAAAUUCUAAUAUAAAAAGUUUUGAAAAUAAAAAAGGAGGGGUUAGUGGAGAAAAAUUAAAAGAUAUAUCAACAAAUUUUAUAUCUGAAAUGUAUAAUUAUACAAAUCAAAAAAUUCCAAUUAUUGCAUCUGGAGGUAUAUUUAACGGAAAAGAUGCCUUAGAAAAAAUUGAAGCAGGAGCAUCUAUUUGUCAGUUAUAUUCAUGCUUGAUUUUUAAUGGAAUGAAGUCUGCUAUUAAAAUAAAGAGAGAAUUUAAUAAUUUACUUUAUCAAAAAGGGUAUUACAAUUUAAAAGAGGCUAUUGGUAAGAAGCAUAGAAAUAAGAAAAUGAAUAAAUGA
This is a messenger RNA of Plasmodium relictum, 1599 nucleotides long. RefSeq names its product dihydroorotate dehydrogenase, mitochondrial precursor, putative (gene DHODH). Gene Ontology annotation, molecular function: dihydroorotate dehydrogenase activity. Gene Ontology annotation, biological process: pyrimidine ribonucleotide biosynthetic process; 'de novo' pyrimidine nucleobase biosynthetic process. The transcript has a single exon. Gene Ontology annotation, cellular component: mitochondrial inner membrane; cytoplasm. The record is from RefSeq and is a predicted model, not a curated record. Bases 1 to 1599 code for a protein of 532 amino acids. Lineage: Eukaryota; Apicomplexa; Aconoidasida; Haemosporida; Plasmodiidae.